AGGGUACUUUCUGCUCCGUCCGUGGCUGCGGUGCACAUGGGUGUAUGCGAUAACGGCGGUUUUAACCUCUCGCGACAAAAUAAUGUAUAUUGCUGGAUAAACGCAAAUAGAUUAGAAAGUGGGGAGUGUGAAAUCAUAAGGAAAUAAUUAUAAAUAUAUACUUGCUACAACACUGAUAAAAUGGUAUUUUUGACACGAGUUUUAGCUUGCGCGAAAAAGCCACUAAGGAAACACCUACGUUCGAGUUUCAUUGACACGCUUCGUCUUCACGUCAGGGCAGGUACAGGAGGUUCUGGAUUGCCUACUUACGGUGGGUUGGGCGGCGUAGGAGGUAGCGUGUACGUGGUUGCAAAAGAUGGGUUAACAUUGGAGAAUGUUGUCAAGGCCUUGAAAACUAAACGGAUCAAAGCCGACUCAGGAGGUGACAGUUCAGCAAGGGGAAUUAUAGGUAAACCCGGCGAAGACAUGAUUAUUCCAAUUCCACGUGGUAUUACUGUAUAUAACCAGAAUGGAGUAGUGUUAGGAGAACUAAAUGAAGAGGACUCGAAACUACUAAUAGCCAGAGGUGGCUCAGGUGGCUCUUCGGAAACAGGUUUCUGUGGACUGAAGGGAGAAUCUCAGACGAUAAUGUUGGAUUUAAAAUUGAUUGCCGAUGUCGGAUUAGUUGGCUUUCCCAACGCUGGCAAAAGCACAUUUUUGGCAGCAACUUCAAAUGCCAAGCCUAAAAUCGCCGCUUAUCCCUUUACUACCAUAAGGCCCAGACUAGGAAUCAUGAAGUAUAACGAUUUGAGAACGAUUACCGUUGCAGACUUACCAGGUCUGAUUGAGGGAGCGCAUAUGAAUAUUGGGAUGGGUCACAGAUUCUUAAAACACGUUGAAAGGACGAAACUACUUAUGUUCAUUGUGGACAUACAGGGAUUUCAAUUGUCACCCAGGCAUGGACGUAGAUCCUGCUUGGAAACUGUAGUCUUGUUGAACAAAGAGAUCGAACUCUACAAACCAGACUUGUUAAAAAUGCCAGCUAUGAUUAUACUUAAUAAAAUGGACACUGACAAUGCUGAUAACAUUCUCAAACAAGUUACACCGGUGCUGCACAAUUUAUCAAGCUACGUGUCUACGUGCCCGGAGGAAAUACGGCCCGAACAAGUGAUACGUUUCGAUGAAAUUUUGCCGGCAUCUUUAAUCUCGAAAGAUAAUAAAAUGAUAAAAACGAUCAAAGACAAGGUACGGAGAAUAUUAGAUAAAUAUGAGGAGAAGAAAUAUGCCGAGCAAUAUGAUAACUUGAACUCUCAGCUAAUAGAGAAGGUAAAUUGGCAACUUAAGGAGCAUACGCCGACCGCUGUAUAAAUAUGUAACAUAUAUAAAUAAAUGUUUUGUCAAAA
Vollenhovia emeryi is the source of this 1382-nucleotide messenger RNA. RefSeq names its product GTP-binding protein 10 homolog. The transcript has 4 exons. The record is from RefSeq and is a predicted model, not a curated record. Lineage: Eukaryota; Metazoa; Arthropoda; Insecta; Hymenoptera; Formicidae. The coding region runs from base 181 to 1347 and encodes 388 amino acids. Gene Ontology annotation, cellular component: mitochondrion. Gene Ontology annotation, molecular function: GTP binding; GTPase activity; magnesium ion binding.